Sarcophilus harrisii (Tasmanian devil) is the source of this 720-nucleotide messenger RNA. Its product is annotated as histone H3. Gene Ontology annotation, cellular component: nucleosome. Gene Ontology annotation, molecular function: structural constituent of chromatin; protein heterodimerization activity; DNA binding. Lineage: Eukaryota; Metazoa; Chordata; Mammalia; Dasyuromorphia; Dasyuridae. The record is from RefSeq and is a predicted model, not a curated record.
AUGGUGGUGGAAGGGUUUCGGCUGCCGCCCCAAUAUCCCACCUUUAGGACUAACUGUUGUAACGGGGAGGGAGAAGGGGAAAUAAAGCCGAAGUUCCUGGUUCUGUUGUUCCCCGGAAGUCCGGCCGGUGUUUUUGGACGGGCGGGUGGGGCCCUGAAAACCAAGGGCUCCCCAAGAAGCGCGGGAGGGGGCCUUCUGCGUUAUAAAAAGGUAUCGGGCGCGCCCAGUUUUCCAGUCGGUUUCGGGCCAGGAGAAGCGCAUCUGUUCUUCUAUCGCCAUGGGCCCGACCCGCAGACCGCCCGUAAGUCCACCGGUGGCAAAAGCCCAAGGCAACUGGCUACCAAGGCCGCCCGCAAGAGCGCUCCGGCCACCGGCGGCGUGAAGAAGCCUUCCACCCCAACCGUCCCGGCACCUGGCCCGCGGAGAUCCGGCCGGCAGAAGUCAACGGGCUGCUGAUCCGCAAGCCUUGCCUUCCAGCGCCUGGUGCGGCGAGGAUUCAAGACGGGUUUGCGCUUCCAGGCUCGGUUGGCUCUGGAGGAGGCGGAGGCGUACUUGGUGGGCCUGUUCGAAGACACGACUUGCGCCAUCCACGCCGGGAGGGUGACCAUCAUGCCCAAGGACAUUCAGCGGCCCGCCCGCAUCCGUGGUGAGCGGGCGGGGCGUCCUUUCCCCCGGGAAUUCCACCCAAAGGCUCUUUCAGAGCCCCAUUUUCCCAGGUAG